Rhododendron vialii is the source of this 2084-nucleotide messenger RNA. RefSeq lists its product as uncharacterized. Lineage: Eukaryota; Viridiplantae; Streptophyta; Magnoliopsida; Ericales; Ericaceae. The record is from RefSeq and is a predicted model, not a curated record. The transcript has 8 exons. The coding region runs from base 286 to 1203 and encodes 305 amino acids.
GAUUCUAACUAAUAAGGAGAUGAAGAGAACUUCAUAAUUUGUAGAGAUUGAGAUCAGUGUAGUAAUGUUCUUGCAUGUGUACUCAUGUUAUGAAUUUGAAAUGCACGAGGUGUUGCAUUUUUAGGAUAAUACGUAACUUUGGGGAAUCCUGACAUGUAUUAUAUAUGUGCUUAGUUCUUGAAGUUAUUGGUUUUCCACUUUGCCUAAUGUUUUAUUUUUACAUUGAUCUUGGUCUGCAUUAGGUUAAAAUGUUUGCGUUUAUUUUCUAGUUCAUAGUUACGCAAAAUGUCCAAAGGAGGAAAAGUGUCGCUCCAACCUAGUUUUCUAUCAACUCAUUUCAUACCAGAUUAUGAGAGGAAAAGAAACGAGAAGAUAAAGAGGAACAAUAAGAUCUGUGAAUCUCAUGGGGUGAAGACUAUUGCAACUCCUUUUGUGGGAUCGGUUCAGCAGCGCAAAUGUGUUACUGCUGAAAAUGGAAAGCGUACUAGGGUUGAGUUGGAGGAUGAUGGCUAUAGGCUUUCACGUGAUGAGGAUGACCCUGGCCAUGAUAGUGAGUCGGUUGACUCUUUUGAGCAGGCUUUAGAGAUGCCACGAGGUUGUCAAAGAGCGCCACAGUCCCAUCCAGAGCCACAAUCCUAUGCAACUAUGAUCUCCGAGAGGGUCACCCGAUCGACGCCACAACCGAACAUGGAUACCCAGGCCCUACCACCUCCCAUUGUCCAGCCACAAAGUGAGGCAUUAGCUAACAACAAUGUUGUACUCACUGUUAGACGCACUCGUGGGCCUACGCGAGGCAAGCUGGCACAAAGGGUCAUUGAUAAAUAUGGAAGGCUUAAAGUUCCCAUUCCAUCACAGUUCCGUGCAGCGGUAGGGGAGCAUGCUUCUAAAUUGGCCUCAAAGAUUGGCUUUGAGGUUCGGACACAUGUGAUGGACCUUGGCGUUCGUCGGUGGAAGGCCUUGGAUGAUAGUGUUAAAGGGCCUAUACUUCAGCGACUGACGGAUAAGUUUGAUUUGCAAGGAGAUCCUAUUGAUGUUGAUAAGGCAGUGGCAACACAAUGUGGACGAAGAAUAAGUAACUACACCUAUAAGUUGAAGAAAAAAUACGAUAAGCUUGUAAAGGCAAAGGGGGCUGAGUAUGCAAGAAGCAACCCCCCAGGUGGUGUAAAGCCGGAACAGUGGACAAGCUUAAUAGAUAAGAAGUGAAAUGAUAAGAAGUGGCAGAAACAAUCAAAAGCAAACACCAAUAACAGGUCCGAUAAGAAAAGCAAACACAGAUGUGGAUCAAAGUCAUUACCGGUUAGGGUUGUCGAAAUGAUGGAAGGAACUGAUGGUGCUGUGCCUGCAUUAGAAAAAAUAUACAAAUCCACCCACUUAAAUGCAGAUACAAACGAGUGGAUCUCUCCAGAAUGCGAAGAUAUCCAUGAUGAGAUCGUAAGAAUAGAGGCUGAAUAUAAUUCUCAGGAUGGUGCAGUCCCGAUAACGCAAGAUGAGCUUUCUGUCAAGGUAUUCAAGGUAAAAUCAGGCUAUUUGAAGGGACUUGGAAUGAGGCCUUCCUCUACUGUUAGGAGUACCAUUGUUGGAUCUGUGAACAAUAAUGAAUAUGUAACACACCUUGAGAAAAAGGUAGACGAGCAAGAUGAGUUAAUUCAGGAGCAAGGUGAAAAAAUUCAAGCGCAAGCAGAAGGAAUUGAAGCAGCAAAUGCCACGAUAGACAAGCUAGUGGAGGCAAAAGAGCAACAGGGGAGGGCUUUGGCUAGUGUUCUGGAGUACCUUAAAAAUCAAGGGUACACCGGAUACUGAUUGAGUAUGUAGAAGGUUGGUAGCGGGAGAUGAUAUAUGCGUGUUCCUAUGAAGACUUCUUUUUGGAUGAAGUUCGGUGUCUUCUUUUUUAAUGAUGCUACGAGAACUCUUCUUUUUUGAUGAUUCAUAGGAUAAGAACUGUGAUGAACUACAUAUGGUCUAGUUUGAUUAUUUUUGACAUUCGUACAUGGAUGCAUUAUAUCCUAAAUGUAGAUGACUAUUUUGGGGUGGAUGAAUAUUGCAUUAUAGUAUCUUGUUUGAGAUCUAUUAGAUUCUAAAAUGUA